AUGGCGCCAUCGAGAACGAGGACGGUAAAGAAUAAGCACGCAGCGAAUAAAUCGGGGGUCAGCUCGAGCAAGUCGUCAAAAGGCGGUCCUCAGAAUGGCGUCUCGAAAACGAAGCGCAAAGCUACGCCGAUUACGAAGCAGGUGAGGGGGAAGAACCUCGUCGACCUGAUGAAGAAGAAAAAGAAGAAGGUCUACACGGAGAAGGAGCUCGGCAUCCCGGAAUUGAACAUGGUGACACCCAUAGGCGUCGCCAAACCGAGAGGGAAGAAGAAGGGCAAGGUUUUCGUCGAUGACAAGGAGAGCAUGAGCACGAUCUUGGCCCUUGUGCAGGCCGACAAGGAGGGCGAGAUCGAGUCCAAGAUGGCCAAGGCCCGGCAAAUGGAGGAGAUCCGCGAGGCGAGGCGAGCAGAGGCGGAGAAGAAGGAACAGGAGAGGAAGGCGAAGCUCGACACCACCAAGGAUUCGCUGAGGAGGAAACGGAAGCGGACUAAGUCGUCUGGUAACGAUGGGGGCGGGGACGAGGACGGCGCCGGAAUCAAAGAUGUGGCAUCCACAGGGACGAAGGCCGCGAAGCCAAAGAAGAAGAGAGUCUCGUUUGCCUAAGACACCGACCGGCGCACGCGCGCGGAUAAGAGGGAUGGCGUUAGGGUUUGGCGUUGCUCUGGGAUAUCCUCGUCGAGAAAACAUGCAUGUGUAUAUAUUGAGGGACGACACUAAGCAUGGCGUCGAAGCGUCUUUUCAUGAUACCCCCUCCCCACCCAUACAUGCGCUAUCCCGUAUAGCCAUUGUUUUGGCACAUACUGGUGCGCAAAUACCUUACCCCUGGGUUUACACACCGAUACGCGCACGUAGGCGCACGUGUAU
Messenger RNA from Durotheca rogersii, 864 nucleotides. RefSeq lists its product as uncharacterized. Bases 1 to 603 code for a protein of 200 amino acids. Gene Ontology annotation, biological process: intracellular mRNA localization; ribosomal large subunit biogenesis. The transcript is spliced from 2 exons. The record is from RefSeq and is a predicted model, not a curated record. Lineage: Eukaryota; Fungi; Ascomycota; Sordariomycetes; Xylariales; Xylariaceae. Gene Ontology annotation, molecular function: mRNA binding. Gene Ontology annotation, cellular component: nucleolus; preribosome, large subunit precursor.